AUGACGCAGGAGCCGGGCCCGCUGAUCAUGCCCGCGGCGCCAAACUCGAACGCGCAAGUCGCGGCCUUCACGGCGGCGCAGCUUGCUGUCGACCUCGACGGCGACUGCAUCGCCGACUUAGUCGUCGUCGCCUUGCCCGACGGCGCGGCGAGCAGGGUCGGUUUGGACAGCAGCGCGCCGCGCGGCUGUGAGACCGUGGCGUGCCGGUUGCUGGUCUGGGUGCAGAACGCGGCAAAGGUGGGGGCGCCGCGCUGGGCCGCGGCGCCCGACUACAAUUUCUCUCUCCCCGAGGGCGCGGGGCAACUCGCGUUUGCCGACCUCGACUCUGACGGCGCGGUCGACCUUCUCUUCCUGGCAAACAAGUCCUCCCCCCCUCCCUCCUCCUCCUCCUCCUCCUCCUCCUCCUCCUCCUCCUCCUCCUCCUCCUCCUCCUCCUCCUCCUCCUCCUCUCAGCUGGAGCUCCACGCGUGGUAUGCGGUCCUCGGCGAGCCGAAGCCGGACCCCCCGGCCCUCACGAGCAGCCGCCCGGCCGUCGGUCAGCAGUUCGACGCAGAGGCAGACUGCGCGACGCGCCCGCCGCAGCCAAAGUCGCUCUGCCAGCCGCGCGCGCUCGCGUUCUUCAAGCAGGCGUGGGCGCUCCCAGGCGGGUGGGCUCUGGCGAAUCCGCUCGGCGCGAGGCCGCCGACGCUGUCGGUGGCCGAUUUCGACCUCAACGGCUUCCCCGACGCGCUGCUGCCGCUAGUCGCGCCCGCCGACGCGAGCGCGUCGGACCUCUCGCCCUGCUCUGCGGGAGAGCCGCUGCGCUGCCUCGAGGCCGGCGGAGGCGACGAGGGCGCGCUGCGGCUGUACGAGGCGGAGACGGCCGUCUACCCGCCGCCGUCCGAGCUGCGCCUCUACCCGGUGCCGCGACACUGCCGGCUGCGCGCGUGGCGCAACUCCGGCGUGAGCGGGCAGUACUUUCUGAAGGCCACGACGACGGACGGCGCGUGCGCCUCCGACGCCUUCGCCGUCGUCCCCGGCGAGGAGGGGACAGUCACGCUUCCCGCCGCCGGAGAGAACGCCCGGGCCGGCUGGGGCGGCGGCGGCUGGGGCGGCGGCAGCGGCCUCAACUCGAGCGCGCUCGCCGCGGUGGAGGCGUCGGCCGUGGAGGCGAGCGGCGGCGUCGGCGCCGCAGGGCGGUGCGCCGCGCAGGUGGUCGACCGGCCGUUUGGCGUCUGGCUGCGCCAGCCGAGCUUGCACCAGCCGGCGGUGACGUACCAGUUUGCGACGUCGCUGCCGACCCGCUGGUCGCGCGUGAGCGUGUCGUCGAUCUGGUCGUGGAACCGCCAGAAGCAGUCGCGGGUGGGGGUGCAGCUGCCGCAGGGCGGGUACUCGCCGCUGGCCUCGCCCUUUCUGCUCGUCGGCCUCGGCCUCACAAACGACUACGUCGAGCAGCUAAUGGUCGGGAUGCCGGCGGGUCGGCUGCGGCGGUUCGAGCAGGCGGUGCUGCCAAACUCGCAGCUGACCGUCAUUCCCCACCCGCUCGACGCGCCGCACGGGUGGGAGAUGCAGCUGUACCUCGAGCCGCGCCAGCAGCUGGCGGUGGCGCUCGUGUGCAGCGCGCUGCUCCUGCUGCUCGGCGCCGUCAUCGCGGUGCUCGAGGUGGUCGAGCGGGUGCACGAUUUUCGUGAGAACAAGGCGCUGAGGCCGGCGCUCCCUCUCUAG
This is a messenger RNA of Emiliania huxleyi CCMP1516, 1704 nucleotides long. RefSeq lists its product as hypothetical. The record is from RefSeq and is a predicted model, not a curated record. The coding region runs from base 1 to 1704 and encodes 567 amino acids. The transcript is spliced from 4 exons. Gene Ontology annotation, cellular component: plasma membrane. NCBI's taxonomy places the organism in Eukaryota, Haptophyta, Isochrysidales, Noelaerhabdaceae.